AUGAAAAGUGCAAUAAGGGACGUUCGUGGUGGAGCAAAGUUGAGGCCGACAGCUGCUUUGUAUGGUAUUCCUGUUAUGACAUUAUCUGAUUACUCAAAAAGGGACAGCUAUGAUCUUCCAUGGGAAGAAAACCCGUUUUCUCUCGUGAACAGGAGACAGAAAUUAGAGAUCAAAUAUUACUUCUGGCAAGUAUGUUUUAUGGAUUGA
Messenger RNA from Acanthoscelides obtectus, 207 nucleotides. NCBI's taxonomy places the organism in Eukaryota, Metazoa, Arthropoda, Insecta, Coleoptera, Chrysomelidae. The record is from the annotation of a GenBank genome assembly.